AUGAAGCUCCUCAUCACCUUGUCGCUCGCCCUCAGCGCCAUUGCCGCUGCCGUCGUUGCACCUCGGCAGCCCACGUCGCCAUCCCACAUCGUCGCCCUCGGCGUUGACAAUUCCUAUAUACCCCUCUACUCAGACGCCGACCCAGUCCCCACUGUCACGACCUCAGAAUCCACUGCAACUACUGAAGACAACUACCAAAACGCCCGCGACAAAAUCCCCUUAGUAACCGAGCACGUCACACCCACAACCUCGCGCCCCGGCGACCCCGAACCCAUCGUCAUCCUCCCCUUCUACUUCCAGGUCAUUGAGAACUGUCUCCCGGACAACAGCAUCCAAGCCCGCGGUGUAUACAAGAAUAUGGAUUACGUGUGGGCCUACACUCUAGCCAAGGGCCGUACUGUCCAGGUUGACCACGGCAUCGGGGGAUACCCUUUUACGUUCCUGAUCGAACCGUUCGAUUACAAAAAUAGUAUCCUACACUUCACGUACGACAACGGCGAUGAUUUCCACUGCGAUUGGAACGACAGCGAGUCGUGGAAGAGGCGGAGAGAAGACUAG
Molecule: messenger RNA, 558 nt
Organism: Alternaria ethzedia
Lineage: Eukaryota; Fungi; Ascomycota; Dothideomycetes; Pleosporales; Pleosporaceae
Exons: 3
Coding region: 1-558 (185 amino acids)
Source: RefSeq, a predicted model, not a curated record